This is a messenger RNA of Symbiodinium sp. CCMP2592, 501 nucleotides long. NCBI's taxonomy places the organism in Eukaryota, Dinophyceae, Suessiales, Symbiodiniaceae. The record is from the annotation of a GenBank genome assembly.
AUGGACAGCGAUUCAGGCUGGAGGAAGGCACUCUUCCUCGCAGGCGGCACUGUGGCAGCCGCGGGACUGUUAUGGUACCUGUUCCAUGAUGGCGAGGAGGAGGCUUCGGCCAGUUCGACAGAUGUGCUGUUUUACCGCGUGACCGACCCGAAGGGCGCUUCCAUCGGCAUUCGAGAGGAGCCCGACGUGAAGUCGACCCGGACAGGCAGGCAGCUGCUUCCCCACCAGGUCUUCCAGGUGUCCGAGGUGAGGGAGGAUGGCGAGCAGACAUACCUCCGGCUUGCUGAUGGUCGGGGGUGGGCCUUCACCCACAGCUCCAAAGAUGGGCGGCUGCUGUGCGAAAAGAUCAGCCAGGAAGAGGCCAUCCAAGAGCUGGAGCAGUCUCAACCUACCAGCAGAGAGAUGAUGGCGCAGAUGCAGUACUUAAUGGAGACCCAACCUGCGUGGCACUUGGAGUUUUGUCGGGGUGCCUCUAAUGUUUUGAUUCUGCCUCUGGCUUGA